AUGAAGCCAUGUGUUUCCGCUGCAGCUCCUGCGGAUUGGCCGGUUGCCAGCGAUGAACAAAAACCAUCGCGACCGGAGACAGCAAUGGAGCACGACGAGGAAACGCGGGGGUGUUCGUCUUCUUCUGUGAGACUUCAGGGCUAUGGAGUGAGCGGUGCGGGAUCCUUAAUGGACUCCAUGAGGCAGCGGGAGAUGAGUGGCUCGGCUUUUUUUAUGUUUUCCCUAGAUGGUGUAAACACCGAUGACCCACUCGCAGGUAAUGUGUCUCCCCUUGCGGCGUUGUGUCCUGCAGGGCAAUACUCGAAAGAGUCUCAACACUGGUUUUGGAAGGUGCUGUCUAACACGUCAUCAUGGGGCAUGACUGCUUGCGGUAGCGUGUCGUACUCAUCGUGGGCCGACCCCAAAUCCGUGCGAUGUAUUGAAGGUCAACUUCGUUUAGGGGCAUUUUUAGGUAUACACGCAGUUGUUGUACCCCUUCCUGAUUUCGAUGAGGAAGAUCCCCAGUGCUCUGAGAAACUUAAAGCGGCUGCGCUUGUAAUCUCCAAGCAUUUGCAGCACUCACAAACAACAAACGUUUGGGUACGCUGCGACGCUUCACGCCAAGCUGAUCGUGUGGCUUUUUCGCGCCUUCGUACAUUUGUUCUUUGGGGUGGGGAAAAUCCACCCACCGCUGAAGAAGCACCGCACCGAGUCGUUCGUCCGGCUCCUUACAGGAUUGUAGCGUUUCUGAACUUUUCCGAAACGUUUGGUGCGAUACCAUCAGAGUGGCUUGGGGAGUCCGUUGCCGCGUUUGAACUUCCCAACGCUGAAAAGCUAAGGCGUGCGUUAAGCGCAUCCGAUUGCGGACGGCAUAUGAAACUUCCAAGUGACUUGAUGCCACUGAAGGAUUCUUACUGGGGCACUGCCCAACCGAUGUUCGUUUCCCUAGCCACGUUCGUUGUUGAGCUGUUGCGCCGACGAGCAGCUCCAGUUUUUGCGAUGGAGGAAUUUGUUGAUUCGUAUCAAUUGUUGAAUACCUUGUACGAGAUGCACGUAGCAGACGGGGGAAGAGAUAAGUUUUUCGACUACGAAGAUGUCUUGCAACUUCCACUACAGCCUCUUGGACAUAUGCUUGCUAGUGGGGUGUAUGAAGUGUUCGAACAAGAUCGCACAAAAUAUCAACAGUACCACACUGCCAUGAGCAAAUAUUUUAAUGAGUGGUUGAACCACAGCGAAAGCCGCAGUCACGAGAAGAUGUGGUUGCAAGGACCUAAUCCCCGAGACGGUUGUGGUUGCAGCGCAAUGGGAAGUGUGUAUGUUGUGUUGCUUGGUGCUGGUCGGGGUCCAUUGAUCAGCGAGUGCUUGUGCGCUGCAACAGGUGUUGGGGUUCGCGUUCAUUUAUUUGUCGUAGAGAAAAAUCCCGAGGCGUUGGAACUCGUGCGGCUGCGCGUGCGUGCUGAUCCGCAGUGGCAUGACUGGAUGAAUUACUCUGGCCACGUAGUCGAAACAAUUUAUGCAGAUGGCCGUAGUGUGUGGUCUGGAGAGGCUCCCGGAAGUGAUGAUCGGUUGCCGCCAUACUGGGGUCUUUGUGAUCUCGUUGUGUCCGAGUUACUUGGAAGUUUCGGCGACAAUGAAUUGAGUCCUGAGUGCCUUGAUGAUUUUUACUGCAAUCUGUUGAGUUACCAAGAGUCGUCUGGGAUCCCGUGUAAUCCCUAUCUGACGUCAAUUCCACAGCAGUACACGGCAUGGAUUGCCCCACUGCAUUCGGCGCGCAUGGAGGAGUCGGUUGCAACUGCUGCUUUUGGAGGCCUCACAACUCCGCCAGCGGAUUGCCACGACCGUCACGCCGCGUUGUACCACUCUAUGUUUGUCAGCAACGUUUGCCGUGCGGUUGGAUUGUGCCUCCCUCAACCUUGCUGGACGUUCCACCACUUCGCAACUAAAGUUCAAUCGAAGGAACGAGAGGCAACACUUAACUUUACGUUGUCGGGAGAUGGAAGGUUCAGUGGAUUUAUUUGCUACUUCUCCGCUGUGCUCUUUACUCCCGGGGACACGGGGAAUGUUGAAGACAGCAUCGCAUUACUUUGCGCAUCCGCUGGGUCGCUCUCCACCGUCCAGUACGGGCGCACUACUGGUUUAUUUAGUUGGUUUCCUGCUUUUCUUCCUGUGGAGCCUCGUGAUGUGGUGGAGGUGAAAUGUGGAGAUGAGCUGAGCAUCCAUCUGAAACGUUGUGUGGACGUUAAGAAAGGACGUGUAUGGUACGAGUAUGAAGCCUCAAUUCUUGUGAAGGGACAUCCAGAUGGAAAAUUUAUGAAGCGGUUGACAAAGACGAUGAAUGCUGGCGGAUGGGCGGGCCACAUUUCUCUGCUGACGUGA
Messenger RNA from Trypanosoma brucei brucei TREU927, 2355 nucleotides. Its product is annotated as methyltransferase, putative. The transcript has a single exon. Gene Ontology annotation, biological process: regulation of DNA-templated transcription. Bases 1 to 2355 code for a protein of 784 amino acids. Gene Ontology annotation, cellular component: nucleus; cytosol. The record is from RefSeq and is a predicted model, not a curated record. NCBI's taxonomy places the organism in Eukaryota, Euglenozoa, Kinetoplastea, Trypanosomatida, Trypanosomatidae.